This is a messenger RNA of Anisakis simplex (herring worm), 217 nucleotides long. The record is from the annotation of a GenBank genome assembly. NCBI's taxonomy places the organism in Eukaryota, Metazoa, Nematoda, Chromadorea, Rhabditida, Anisakidae.
UCGUCGUGUGCCAUACACGAUGCAUGGCGUGUUGCAUUAUCUACAGCACGAAUGGAGUCGAUACGAAAUGGAACGUUCACAGUGGGAAAUGGAAAGAGCCGAGCUGCAGGCUCGCAUAAGUUUCUUACAAGGUGAACGUAAGGGACAGGAGAACCUGAAAGCGGAUUUGAUUCGCAGGAUCAAAAUGCUCGAAUAUAGUUUGAAGCAGGAGAGGUGA